Molecule: messenger RNA, 1338 nt
Organism: Etheostoma cragini (Arkansas darter)
Lineage: Eukaryota; Metazoa; Chordata; Actinopteri; Perciformes; Percidae
Gene: emc4
Product: ER membrane protein complex subunit 4
Exons: 6
Coding region: 186-746 (186 amino acids)
Biological process (GO): protein folding in endoplasmic reticulum
Cellular component (GO): EMC complex
Source: RefSeq, a predicted model, not a curated record
UAGCGUAACGUCAUCAUUGCGUGCCCUGAGUCGACGAGCGUUGAAGGCUAUUCUACUGCACAGCAAGCUACAUUUUUGCUAAUUUCAUCUAGAAAUAACGAGAGAUAAACCAGACUGCGGUCGCUUGAAUGUAUCUGUGAGGUAUCUCUUUCUGUCUCCGAGGUCCAGCAGUGAAGCCGGUUGACAUGACGUCUCCAGGGGGACAAGGAGGAGGAGCUCUGUCGACGAGAGGAGGCGGCGGGGCAAGGAGGAUGAAGUGGGCUCUGGAGCUGAGCCUGGGCAACGCCAGGAGUCGUGGUGGGGGUCAGGGCGACGUCGUUCACCCCAUCGGCUACUCCGAGAAACCUGUCCCCGACACCAGCAUCCAGGAGACGGACAAGAACCUGGUGGAGAAGCGUUGUUGGGACGUGGCUCUGGGGCCCCUGAAACAGAUCCCCAUGAACCUGUUCAUCAUGUACAUGUCGGGCAACACCAUCUCCAUCUUCCCCAUCAUGAUGGUCUGCAUGAUGGCCUGGAGGCCCAUACAGGCGCUCAUGUCCAUGUCUGCCACCUUCAAGCUGUUGGAAAGCUCCAGUCAGCAGUGGCUUCAAGGUCUGGUCUACCUGGUCGGCAACCUGCUGGGCUCGGCGUUGGCCAUCUACAAGUGUCAGUCAAUGGGACUGCUUCCAACACACUCUUCUGAUUGGCUGGCUUUCAUAGGACCGCCUCAGAGGAUGGAGAUCAUGGGUGGAGGGAUGGUGUUGUGAAAAGGACGCAUCGUACACAUACCAGAUUUAGAUAUUUACAGAUGUUUUAUAUUGUCCAUUCUAACCUAUGAAAGCUCACAACAGAUUUAACCCAUUGUAGUGGCAGUUACAAGACAUUUGUUUUAUUUGCCUUUAUUGACAGAAACAUUAAUAUUUUAUUACUUUAUGCUGCUGCUGUGCUUCAUCUUUUACACCUCUUUUGUUCCUCAUUCAUCUGUUAAUAAAGGGUUUAAAGCCAGCACAUCAUCCUGUGGAACUACGGUUUCUUUCCAGUUGAAAAAAACAGGUUAUUUAAGAGGUUAUUUUACAGAAUCAUCAUUAAAACAGAACUUUAUCUAUGUAUUGCUCCUGAAAAUUGCGGUAACAGUCUGUAAAGCAUUUUCAUUUUGUCACAAAGAAAGGCUUGUUAGGUUUUGUUCGCCUAGACUAGUUUAUCUUCUUUUAUUUCUCAGUUUGUAGUGACUCACAUGAUUUCAGCAUGCUUGCCAGCAACAUUUACUAGUAUGUUUUCAUUUAUGAGUUGGUUUAAUUUGUACUGAUUUGCUACAUGAACAUGUUAAAUAAAUGAAUAAAGUCAUAAUGGUUAAAAUAA